CAGUAUCGACAAACGUUCACAAAACGUUUAGACGUAACAACCAUAGUGUCGUUUCUCUCCUUAUUUUAGUAAUUAGUCCUUUAUAUAUUUAAAUCUCCUUCAUUUUAUUAGUUCAUGUGUUAAGUGUUCAGUAUAUCGUUAUAAUAAUGCUAAGUGCCGCAUCGAAAAACGUCUUUUGAAGCAAUUACGUAAUGGGAAUUAUGCUAGACAAGUUUAAAGUUUUGCUCUGAAAUUUCAACAUGGCCGCUGAUACAGGGAUGGACACUUGCCCUAGUCCAGAGAUUACGGAUUCCAGGAAGCGACCCCUGGAUGGAGACUCAGAAAAUGGAGAUGUCAAGAGAUCACACUUCAGCUCGGUGCAAGACUUGGUGACCGCGUUGCCCCUGGCCAACGGCCAUGGCUCUAUUACGUCUCAUUUCGCAGUGGAGCCGACAUACCACUUCAAGGUACUGGUGCCAUCGAUGGUGGCUGGCGCGAUCAUCGGCAAGGGCGGGGAGACCAUCGCUCAGCUGCAGAAGGACACCGGGGCCAGGGUCAAGAUGUCCAAGUCGCACGACUUCUAUCCUGGUACAAUGGAACGCGCUUGUCUGAUCACCGGCUCGGUGGAGGGGAUCAUGGUUGUGUUGGACUUCAUUAUGGAGAAGAUUAAAGAGAAGCCAGAGCUCGUGAAGCCAUUCCCGGAGGGAGUCGACACUAAAAUGCCCCAGGACAGAGACAAACAGGUGAAGAUCUUGGUGCCAAACUCGACAGCUGGCAUGAUAAUCGGCAAAGGCGGUAACUACAUCAAGCAGAUCAAGGAACAGAGCGGCAGCUACGUUCAGAUCUCGCAGAAGGCCAAGGAAUUGUCCUUGCAGGAGAGGUGCAUUACUGUUGUGGGCGAGAAGGAAAGCAACAAGAAGGCCUGCCUCAUGAUCCUUCAGAAGGUGGUUGAUGACCCUCAGUCCGGGUCGUGCCCCAACGUAUCAUACGCGGACGUGGCCGGACCGGUCGCCAACUACAAUCCGACGGGAUCGCCCUACGCUGUACCCACCGCCGAGGUGAAAGAGAGUCACGGGCUCGGCGGUGCGGUGGGCGGAGUGGGCGGGGUGCUGAUGAACGGCGGCGGCGCGCUGGGCGGGCUGGGCGCGCUCGCCCUGCAGCUGUACCUGGCGCCGCCCGGCACCCCGCCCUCCGCGCCCAUCACGCAGCACACCCUCGACCACAUCAAGGGCGCGCUGCGGCAGGCCGGCUACAGCGAGGCUGGGGUGAGCGAGAUCGGCGCGGCGCUGGGGCUGCUGGUGAAGCACGGCGUGCUGGGGCUGGGCGUGGGGGGCCCGAUGCCCGCGCCGCCUGCGCUCUCCGCCGCAUACUUCCCGCUGCCCGCGCAAGACCCGCCCGCCGUCUUCGGACCCCUCGCGCAGGUCUCGCUAGGCGGCGCGCGCGGCGGCUCGCUCGACCGUUUCGCGGAGGUUGCAUUCGAGGCGCUUCGCCCCCCAGCCGUGGCGCCCAUCUCGCUGCAAGGCGGCGUGCCGUUCCCGUCGGCCUCGCUGCUGCCGCUGUCCAAGAGCCCCACGCCGGCCGACGCGCAGCCCAAGGACUCUAAGAACGUCGAGAUAGCGGAGGUCAUCGUCGGCGCCAUCCUCGGGCCGGGAGGGCGCAGCCUGGUGGAGAUACAGCAGAUGUCCGGGGCCAACAUCCAGAUCUCGAAGAAGGGCACGUUCGCUCCCGGCACCCGGAACCGCAUCGUCACCAUCUCCGGCUCGCAGACGGCCAUCAGCAACGCUCACUACCUCAUCGAGCAGAAGAUCCAGGAGGAGGAGCUGAAGCGGACCAGGCACAACGCCAUCUCGACCCUCAUGCAGUAACUACGCUCCCUCGCCCUCGCCCCUCGGCACCGCGCCACGCGCAAGUAGCGCCGCGGGGGGGGGCGCCGCGGGGGGGGCGCCCGCUUGCCGGCUGCUCACUCUCUAAUGAAUAUUUACAUCCACUUACACCUCAACAACAUGACGCAUCUAGUUCGUAAAUCGCAACGCUAAGUAAAAAUAGUUAAAAACGUUUUGUGUAAACUUGAAACUUGAACUCUGGGAUUGCGACGCAAUGAUGUUCCCAGUGUGCGUUACUGUCGUACUCCAUAUCGACGGAAGAAAGCGAAAAUGUCGUAUCUUGAAAAACCCAACUGUAUAUAUACCAAAGCCAUAAAUCGAUGUAUUUAAAUGAAUAUAAUCAGAUACCACUAUAUACAGACAGGCUUUAGAUAUAACACCAUACUAAUUUUCAACUUUCUAUCUCUAUAGGUAUAAUAUGAGUUAUGAAUUUUUGGAAAGUAUAAAUGGCUCUGGUAUAAAGUUGGCUUUUUCAGUUACAACAAUUUCGCUUUCUUCAGUCGUUAUAUAGUUCGCGUCACUCGAAUAUUCAUUUCAAAGUGAGUAUUGCACACGUCAGCCGCCUUAGCGUAGUUCUAGUCAAUGCAGUCUGGUACCAGACUAGCCGCAGGGCGUCUCAAGCCUAAAUAGUAAAUAAAAUGAUUUAUUUAAAGUAAACAAUAAUAUGGCGCGUGUUACCUGAACAUUUAUGAUGUGUUACUUUAAAAAUAACGAAACGAUUAGUUCCGCAGUUCUCGUUAUGGGUCGCACGCUGUUUUGCUUAGUAAAAAAUAGCACGCGAUUUUCGUUAACGUUAUUUAAAAUGCAAUAAAAAUAUGUAAUUUCUCUUAUUAGGAUUUUGAUUCAAAGGGGACAUUUGAUUUUAGAAAUGACAAUAUAUAACUCGAUGACGUUGUCGAUGACGCGUGCUAUUCAAUCGUUUAGCAGUUAAUCGACGAAAGUGAACGUUAAAAGCUGGAACUGAAUUAGACUGACAGCUUCCGUCGCGCCUAGACAACUCCGUCUAGCAGCGACGAAGGCGGUGGGCCACGCCUGGAGUCCAGCGCGUGUGGUCUGGUUCCGGCCGGUCGGGGACAGUGCAAUCUGCAUCACAGCCGGCGACCCAUAGCGACACAUAGUUCUCUAUUUACAAUAAUAAAAUGAUAAUAUAAAUAAUUUUAUGUAUAUUCAUUUAAAAACGUGUUUAAAACUUUAUAAAAGGGAGGAAUAGCGUCGAUAAUAAUGGUUUAACUCGGUCGACGGUCGCUGUCCGCUUAGCGGGCUCGUUGUUACGCGGCCGCGGUGUGCGCGCUACGUUUUGUUGUGCGACAUUCUGGCGAGCGAUUAGCGUUUCAUCUCUAUCGUUUUGUUAAAAAUAGCUCGUUGACUUUAGCGUAGAGAGCGGCGCUACACUAGAGCUCACCUCGGCGGUCUCUACGAGCGCCGUGACGUCAGCUCUGUGCUCUUAGUGCGAGUUUUUUUAACGCUCUCAGCGCCCCUAGCGGCAAACGUAUCAACUCCAUGCAAAGUUGAGUUAACUUUUACGCUAUCGAGAACGUUAAAAAACUCGCACUAAGCAUCCUGGUUGUUUUAGCCGUCGGAUGUUGUUGUUGUCGACGAGACGUUCACUGUACAACUGUUAGAGUUACCGUGUCCUACCUCAUUAGUCGGAUGUAAGUGUUUGUUGCUUGUUCUCGUUAUAACGAAUGUCGCACAAAAAAAUGUAACGUUACAAUAAAAAAAAACGAUCGCGGUCGUCUGUUAUGUUUUAAGUUUCUACAUUAUUAUUAUUAUUAUUAUAAUUAUAUUUUUUUUGUAAACGAAACUUAUGUGAUAAUCGUCCUAUCACGGAAAUUCCUAUUCCACACAUUUUUGUUGUUCACGACAUUAUUAAUUAUUUACAAUUUCAUUUGUAAAUGUUACCAUUGAAUCUAAGUUAUUGUUAGUUUAAUUGUUCAUUCGUUAGGAUUUAAAAAAUUUAAUACGAAAUCGAUUUUGUCGGAGAAUCGAUUCUUGAAUCGAGAUAUCGCACGGCGGAAAGCGCUCAGGGCAUCUCAGGAGCCAAAUAAUGAUCCUAACCAAAGUAGAUGUUUAAUUAUAUUUUUUAUUGCUUAAAAAGUACAUAUUUUAUUUUUAAAUUUUGUUUGAAAAUUAUUUUUUAUCCCUUGACCCUAUACGUAUUUGUGUCUGGUUAGCAGAAUGCAGUCAUUCCUGAUUUCUCUCGGUGAAGAUCUUUUAUUUUUUAUACAAUUUUUUUAUUAA
Molecule: messenger RNA, 4103 nt
Organism: Bombyx mandarina (wild silkworm)
Lineage: Eukaryota; Metazoa; Arthropoda; Insecta; Lepidoptera; Bombycidae
Gene: pasilla
Product: RNA-binding protein Nova-1-like protein passilla
Molecular function (GO): RNA binding
Source: RefSeq, a predicted model, not a curated record